AUGGACAGUUCCAACAACGAUGGCCUUCAACAGUGUCUUUCUCCGAGAAAGGAUGUGGAGCGAGCGCCCGACGCGGACAGCCUACAGGCUAGUGUUCAGCGUGCAGAUAUACUGCGCAACACCUGGAGCAAGCAAGGCUUGAUCAUAGCUUUUGUGGGACUCUUCUUAGCUACUCUUGCUAUCAACUUUGGUGAUUAUGCCACCCAGGUUUAUGUUCCCUAUACCACCAGCGCCUUCAAACAGCAUUCCGCCAUGGGCGCUGCUCGAGUAGUCAUGAACAUCACGCGUAUAUCGGCCUAUCCAAUUAUUGCAAAGCUCGGUGAUGUUUUCGGUCGAGCCGAGAUGUUUAUUCUUUCAAUCUUCGCCUCUGUGCUUGGAUAUGUAAUCUAUGCGGCCUGCCAAGAUAUUCCUCAAUACAUUGCAGCGGGAAUAUUCGAGGCCAUCGGUUCUACUGGCUACGCCCUCACGCAGCAGGUUUUCGUUGCUGACGUUACCAACCUGAUCAACCGUGGUAUCUGGUCGACACUCCCAGAUUCAUUAACGACCAUUCCCACGUUAUAUCUCGGAACGAUAGUUGCCCAGCGCAUCUUGGAUCAUUCUACCUGGCGCUGGGGAUGGGGCAUGUGGGCAAUUAUUCUUCCAAUUUGUUCGGUGCCCUUGAUUGCGACCAUGCUGAUUUACCAGCACCGUGCGUCAAUCAAAAUGUCCAACUCUCCAAGACCUGAGCCCGCAGUCUCAAAUCCAUUAUGGAAGCAAACCUUUGAUCUUCUCUGGGUUCAACUUGACCUGCCUGGAGGAAUCCUUCUUGUUGCCGGUCUAUCUCUUCUUCUUAUCCCGCUAUCCCUUACCGGUGCCAAUAACAGCAACGCCUGGCAUAAGGGAUCGUUCAUCGCCAUGGUUGUUCUUGGUAUUAUCCUCCUGAUCGCCUUCUUCGUAUGGGAUGCAUGGUUUGCCAAAAAGCCUUUUGUCCCGUACCGGAUGAUUAACAAUCGCACGGUCGCAGCAGCAUGCAUUCUCGGCGCACUUGACUUCUUUCAUUACUCUGUGUUCUCGGUCUUUUUCACCAGCUAUCUCCAAGUUGCAGGGCAUUUCAGUGCUGGUCACGCAACCAGAAUCGACAACUCUCUACGCGUCGCCUUCCAGGUAUCCGGCAUAUUCGUGGCCUUCUUCAUGAAAUACUCAAAACGCUCUCAGAUAUGGGUUUUUAGUGGCGUUCCUCUCUGUGUACUAGGCAUGGGCGUCUUGCUAUACCUGGUGGACAUGGGCAACGGAAAGGCAGGUAACGAAGCAGCCUUUGUGACGGCCAAAGCAUUGAUCGGUAUCGGUCGUGGAUUCUACCAGACGGCUUCUCAGGUGUCGGUACAAGCGGUUGUUACCAGGCAAGAGGUUUCCGUCGUAACAGCGGUCUUCUUUGCUUCGAUGAGCGUUGGAGGGGCCAUUGGGACUAGUGUGGCUGGCGCAAUAUGGCGCAGUACCCUUCCGUCGAAGCUCCAAACCUAUCUCCCCGACGAUGCCAAGUCGCAAGCAAAGGCCAUCUUCGGGUCCAUUAAAGUGGCACAGAAGUAUCCGCUUGGAAGUCCAAUUCGAGACGCUGUCGACCGCAGCUAUCGCGAGUCUCAGAGGCUGUUGGGUAUUGCUGGGUUGGCUGCUUUGGCGCCCAUGUUGAUUGUGAUGUUCUUUUUGAAGAAUGUGAAGUUGGAUGAGAGACUGGGGGCUGAGGAUGGGGAGGGCGAAGGUCCAACGGAAGGCCAUAGGGCUGAGAGAUGA
Molecule: messenger RNA, 1767 nt
Organism: Aspergillus steynii IBT 23096
Lineage: Eukaryota; Fungi; Ascomycota; Eurotiomycetes; Eurotiales; Aspergillaceae
Product: siderophore iron transporter mirA
Exons: 6
Coding region: 1-1767 (588 amino acids)
Biological process (GO): siderophore transmembrane transport
Molecular function (GO): siderophore-iron transmembrane transporter activity
Source: RefSeq, a predicted model, not a curated record